Microthlaspi erraticum is the source of this 879-nucleotide messenger RNA. Lineage: Eukaryota; Viridiplantae; Streptophyta; Magnoliopsida; Brassicales; Brassicaceae. The record is from the annotation of a GenBank genome assembly.
AUGAUGAUGGCUCUCAAAUCAAGUGACGCCGAUACGGCUGAAGGAGAAAGCUUCGAUCUCGAGACGACGAAAUCCACAGAAUCCAUGGAGGCAUCUACUGAUGAGGAUACGGCCGAAGGAGAAAGCACUGAUCUCGAGACGACGAAAUCGACAGAAUCCACGGAGGCAUCUACUGAGGAGGGCUCUCCGACUCCGAAAAAACGCAAGAUCGGCAUGUCUGCGGAUUACGGUUCAAGCGACGAGGAGGAAGAGGAGGUGGAGGAGGAAGAGGAGAUGGAAGAGGAGGAGGAGGAGGAGAAGAAGAAGAAGGAAGACAGCUGCGAAAGCGACCAAGCAUGGGGAUUUGAUAGCUUCGAUGGUUCAGAUUAUGACCCAAAUACAGACGAGGAUGAUGAAGAUUUUGAAUGGAAUCGGUAUUUUUGCCAUGUUUACCACAGCCGGGGUUUCAAGGUGGAUGAAGAAAUCGUUCCCAAAGGAUAUAGUCUAGGAUUAGGUCCAUUCCAUUUCGAUGCUGAGUUUCUGCCCAAUGUCAACCCACGUGAGUACAUGGAUGAUAUGGUGAAGUUGGCUCUUGAUCAACUCAACCAGCGUAAUGGAACCAAUGUGACUUGUGACCACAUCGUGAGGGUCAUGGUGAAAUGGUGCGCUGGACUCAAAUCAUACAUAACGUUCAUGGCUAGGGAGUCUCCUCAAGGGGAUCUCAUCGAGUAUCAAGCUAAGACUCAGUGGAAGGUGUGGCAGAAAAAUGCUCAUGCCAUCCUCUGUAGACCAGCUCCUCCAAUGAAGCCUAUUCCAGAGAGAUAUUUGCAAAAGAUGAGCGAAGCUGCUGAGCUUGCUGCGCUUGCUGCUGCCAAGAUUCGACAAACUGAAUGGUCUUAA